CGCUCAUCACUGGAAUCCCACUCUCCGUCGACGCGCCCGACGACCACUGCCCUCGUCUCCGACCUUGACGGCCACCUCCCACACCGCUGGAUCCCAGACAACGCACCACACCAAGUCGAUUUGCAGGGACAGUCUCCCGAGGCCGUGCGAAUCUACACUCAUCUCCAUCCGAGGGACACAAUAGCCGACGGGUCGAGCGGUGGAGCUCUCUGUUCAGUUCUCUCGUCUGUCGCUUCUCGCUGCUCCGCGCACCCUGUGCGUCAGUCGUCUUCAGACUCCAGCCAGCUUCUGGGCCGCUCCCUGCUCCUCGAACUGAGGUCUCAGCGCAGACUUUGACGACAACGACCAUGUCCUCUUCCUCGUUCUCCUCUUCCUCUCCCUCCUCCUCCUCCUCACGCUUUCGCUCCUCCCUUCCCCUCGGACGCGUCCUGCCCACCGCGGUCGUCCUGGCGGAGCUCGCGUCGCUCGCUGCGGCGUACUCGUUCAACAUCGUCAGCACCCCGCGCCAGUGCGAGAACCUCACGGUGCAGAUCACCGGGGACGGCGGCCAGCCCCCGUACAGCCUGCUCAUCAUCCCCGUCGGCCCGUCCCCUCUCCCAAACGCGACCGAGGUGCGCAAGAUCACGAACGUCGCGUUCGGCUCGGGCUCGUCGGCGUCCGCCGACUUCCAGCUCGCUUUCCCGGAGAACUCGCAGUUUGUCGCUGUUGUCAGCGACAACGCAGGAUUCGGAACUGGCGGAACUAGCGCAGCCGUCACCGUCUUGUCGGGCAAUGACGGUUGUUUCAACCCCACACAACAAGUCUCCCCGCAGUGGUUCCUGCACACAACGCCCGACGGUAUACUCAACAGCUGUGUACAAACGCGCAUAUGGUGGAACCCGGGUGACCCUCAGGGCACGCCAAAUUUCCAGGGUGUCAUUCCUGGAGGCGAUUCAUUUUCGAUACCUGUCGGCCCCACAUCAACAGAAAUCGGAUCCGGCGUCGGUUUCAACUGGACAGCGGACGUGCGGGAAGGCACGACGCUCUUGUUAGUCGGCGGCGAUGACCGCGGGCUGGGGGUCGCGGGCAGCAACGUCUUCACCGUCCAGCGGGGCAGCUCGUCGUGCCUGAACGACACCUCCCCCUCCUCGACACCCGGGUCUCCUGCGGGCGGUAGCUAUCCGACGAGCACGGACGGCUCGGGGACACGGAGCGGUAGCGGGAGCUCCGGCUCUUCAACAAACGUCGGCGCGAUCGUCGGCGGUGUCGUCGGUGGCGUCGUCGGUGCGCUCGCGCUCGCGCUCCUCCUCGUCUUCGUCAUCCGCCGGCGGCGCUUCCACCAGAGCGGCGGCACGAAAGAGCGCCCGGUGGACCUCCUGCAGGACAACGACCACGACGGCCCGGACGCGGGCGACGGCCGGCUGCCCGAGUACUACCAGCCGGAGCCGUUCGUGCUCCCGGACCCAACCGUCGCGUCGUCGCAACACGACCUCGUCUCCGGGGCCGGGGCCGGCACGCGGCCGGGCACAGGCACGGGCUACAGGGACGGGGACGGGGCGAGGCGGGAGUCGUUCCUGUCGACGAGCACGUCGGACAACGCGGGGCUGCGGGCGGGCGGGCGCUCGAGCGCGCCGUCGACGAGCGCGCGCAAGAGCCCGGUGCCGCCGAGCUUCAGGCCGGUGAACAUCAUCCAGCACGACGAUGCGGGCCCGCCGGAGGAGGCGGAGGAGGAGCAGGAGCCGGAGACGAUCGAGCUGCCGCCGGCGUACACGAACAUCAAGCCGAGAGAGGUGCCCAAGGGCGGGGAUGCGGCGGAGGGCUCGGGCUCGGAUGCGGGCGCGAGCGCGGCGGUGCAGGCGGCGGCUUGAGCUGGGGUGUUGGUGUAUUAGAGUGUCUGUGUCAGCGGGACGUUGCUCGGAUUGGCUCGCCCAAGCAGCUCUUCUUCCCUCUCACUAACCUUGGCUAGGAACGGCCUUCUGGACCGUCAGCUAUAUCUCAACCCCGCCCCCCUGUUCUCUCUCCCUCUACGCAAGGUAAACGCUUAUCUCACGAUCUGCCCAUGUGUAUGUCCCCUGUCUUCCUGUCUCCUUCGUUUUCACCCUCCUUUCAACGUCGUGUUCUCCGCGUUCCCUUACCCUUCCCUUUCCCUUUCCCUUGCCCUUCACCUUAUCCCCUCAUUGAUUGUCAACUUCUCUAUUGGCUGUCGCUCAACAUCUACACCUGGACAUUUCUCGCAUCAAGGCCCCUUGACCGCACACAUGCCAGUCUCGCGGAAGGAUAUAUCUUAAGGUCUUGGUCAACCGGUUGUCUCGUCAUAACGUGAUACCUUGCAUUCCCCGCGACCUUGCACCCGCAUUUUGCCCCUGCGUACCUCCCCACCCGUAUAUUGUCUUAUGUUUUCGGGCCGCGCAUGACUCAUUCGAGUCAAGUAUCUUAUGUACCUAUCUAAUACCCUCUUGAAAGUUGACCUGUUCGUCGCUUUGGAAUGUGUAACUGGUACAUUCUCACACGUCUGAAUGCGCUCUACCGUGCUUUGCCACUAGCUGGAGUAUUUUGCUGUGAGCGGGUUGCUCUGCUAGGCUGAGC
Molecule: messenger RNA, 2565 nt
Organism: Dichomitus squalens LYAD-421 SS1
Lineage: Eukaryota; Fungi; Basidiomycota; Agaricomycetes; Polyporales; Polyporaceae
Exons: 5
Coding region: 348-1847 (499 amino acids)
Source: RefSeq, a predicted model, not a curated record